Molecule: messenger RNA, 458 nt
Organism: Plectropomus leopardus (leopard coralgrouper)
Lineage: Eukaryota; Metazoa; Chordata; Actinopteri; Perciformes; Serranidae
Source: RefSeq, a predicted model, not a curated record
GUGUUUUCUGGAUCGCGUGGGAGGACCUUUGUCAGUACUAUGAUGUCAUCUACCUGAGCUGGAACCCCGCCCUGUUCAAAGACUCCUCCUGUAUUCACAGUAGCUGGGAUGGGAAGCAGGGUCCCGUGAAGGACGUCUACAGUCUGGCCAACAAUCCGCAGUACAAGCUGGAGGUCCAGUGUCCGACAGGGGGCGCUGCUGUGUGGGUGCUGCUCACCAGACACAUCACAGACAAGGAUGAUUUUGCACAGAACAGGGAGUUCAUCACUCUUGUCGUUUACAAGACAGAUGGGAAGAAGGUUUACUACCCAGCGGACCCUCCUCCUUAUAUCGACGGCAUCCGAAUCAACAGCCCGCACUACCUGACCAAGAUGAGGCUGACCAGCGCAGGAACACACACCUUCACACUGGUGGUCUCCCAGUAUGAGAAACAGAAUACCAUCAACUACACACUGCGG